Fibroporia radiculosa is the source of this 1134-nucleotide messenger RNA. RefSeq lists its product as uncharacterized. The record is from RefSeq and is a predicted model, not a curated record. Lineage: Eukaryota; Fungi; Basidiomycota; Agaricomycetes; Polyporales; Fibroporiaceae. The coding region runs from base 1 to 1134 and encodes 377 amino acids. The transcript has 2 exons.
AUGUCAAGUUCAACCGAUCUCUCGACAGCAACUGGGAUCCUCACAUAUAUUGCGGACACUCCAUUCGACAGCGAUACAGCAGUGCCAAUUACUGGAGGUUUCGGUAACUAUGUAUUCAGGCUUCAUCUGCGCACCCCACUCCACGAACAGGAUACGGUAGUUUUCAAACAUGCAAAACCGUAUGUCCCAGGGUGGCCUACUAUGGCAAUUUCGCUUGAUCGACAGGUCUACGAAGUUGCAGCACUGAGACAAGUCAGGGAACGUCUGCCCGAUACUUCGCUUGUGACCGUCCCAGAGGUUAUCCUCUUUGACGAUGUCGCACACGUAAUCAUCAUGAACGACUGCGGCGAAAGGGCCCUGAACCUCAAACAGCUGCUGCAGAGCAGCCCUCCCCCGGACACGAUAGCACGCCAGAUCGGAACAGCGUUGGGCGAGUUCCUUGCGUGGCUACACAAUCGUGGCAGCACGGAUGAGGAGUUCCUCGAUUUUUUCGCUAGAAACGAGAAGGGAAAGCUGCUGUCUGCAGACGUCACGUACGGGAGACUGGUCUCUACGCUCACGGAUGCGGCUCCACCGCUGCUGGCUGAGCCUCCACUCGAAGUUCCCCGGGAGAAGCUGGACAUCAUAGGCACGGUGGCGAACGACACCUGGCGCGCUAUGCAAUCGACUACCGAAACGGUCGUCAUGGGUGACUUCUGGCCAGGGAACGUGCUCGUUGCUCUUCAGUACAACGAGGAAGGCAUUGCGACUGCGAUCGAGCGCAUCGUCGUCGUGGACUGGGAGUUGGCAAAGUCAGGGUUGGCUGGGCUAGACGUCGGGCAGUUCUCCGCGGAGCUACACCUAUUGCGCUCCUUCCAUCCAGCUAGCAACGACGCCGCAUCGGCCUUGUUGACAUCAUUCCUAGAGGCAUACCGGAGGACGUGCGAUGGUGAUGCGCUUACCAGGAAGCAUGUUGCGAAGAUAGCGCUGGUGCACAUUGGAGCACAUCUCGUGGCUUGGACGCCGAGAGUGCCAUGGGGAAACAAGGAGAAAGUCAGAGAGUUGGUACAAAGAGGCAUCGAUUACUUGGUGGAGGGGAGUUACGCGUCAGAGGGGUAUAUCCGGGACUCGAUGAUCGCUGCAUUGUUGCGUUGA